UCGGUCGGUAGCCAUUCUUUUUUCCUGCAGACUGCAUCAAAUUUUUGUCGGGGUGUAUUUUUUCUCAAUUCCAUCGAUAAUUGUACAUAAAAUAUUGUAAUCCAUUAAGUUGAAAAAGAAAAGACUUUCCUGUAGUGAAUUACUGUUCCAUAAAAUCGGUGCUACAUCCAUUCAUGAUAAAUGCGGUGAGAUUUUAAAUACAUUAAAUUGGACAGAGAAGAAAUUCUCAUUUUACACUUUUUCGUAUCGGGAACAUUUUACGGCUUUUUGGAAAAAGUUUUUUUUUUCUUCUUCUUCGUUGAGUUAAAAAAAAAGAAUCGAGAGAGAUUGAUCGAAUUUACUUUGUAUUUUACACAUAACAUUUUUUGAAGUAAGAAAAAGGAAGAAAAAAAUGAUUUAAAGGUGUUGGUUUUGUACGUAAGUUCAUCAUCGAUGCACUGGUAGUGGUGGUUAGUUGUCAAAAAAAAAAAGAAUUUGUGAAAAGUUUCAGUGAAAAACUCUUUUGAAAGAAAAUUGUUCGGUAAUAAAAACCGUGGAUUGGUGACUCCAUUCAUAACAAAAAGCGAAAUAACUUCUGCUGCCAUCAAGAGUCAACCGUUCAAACAGUUCAACGAGUAAAGUGAGCCGAAAUCAAUCCAACGUUUUCGGUGAAACGGUGGUAACGUUGUGUGACUGGCCCAUUUUUAAUCGAAAUAAAAAGUGAGAAAAACAAGUGAAAUUAACCGUUAAUUUGUGUGCCCUGUUUCAAUUUAUCUUGGAACAAACUCAUUAUCGAAUCGAUAUAAUUCACAACACACACAGAGAACGAAUCUAGAUAUCGAUAAGUGUUUUCUGUGUUUUUUUUUGUUUUUCUAUAAAUUGAUAAGUUUGUGAUAAGAAGAAUUCAAUAGAAUCAAACCCAAGGUAAAUUGAGAGAGAAAGAGAGAAAGUUUCGAAUUAAACCAAGCCACAGGAAAAAAAGUCAAAGUCGAAAAAACAAAAAAAAAUGGCCACAGUGUUAUCAUCAUCGUUGUUGUUGUCGAUGCCAUCAUUAUAGUGCGGUUACAUACUCGAGCCCAAUAUUCCAUAUAAUUCCAUAUUGAUGUGUAUGAAAGUGGCUCAAUCAGUGAAAAAAUCAAUUCAGAAAUUGUGGUAUGCAGCCGUCGAGAGAGGGCAGACAAUCGCGGGAUCGCGACAUGAAUAGACAAACCGGCGGUGCACCGCCGUCUGGAGCAAUGGGUGGAGGUGCAACGGUAGGAACAGCCAAUCGAAGCUCGAGCGGAAUGUAUGCACCGAGACAUUCUGUGGGCUCGUCCGGCGUGCUCAUGGUUGGACCAAAUUUUCGCGUUGGCAAAAAAAUUGGUUGUGGUAAUUUUGGCGAACUACGAUUAGGCAAAAACCUUUACAACAAUGAGCACGUAGCUAUAAAAAUGGAACCAAUGAAGUCAAAGGCUCCGCAACUACAUUUAGAAUAUAGGUUUUACAAAUUAUUAGGAUCGCAUGAGGGAAUUCCUCGAGUUUACCACCUAGGAACGUGUGGCCGACGUUAUAAUGCUAUGGUUUUAGAAUUAUUGGGUGCAUCGCUAGAAGAUCUCUUCAAUUUGUGUGGCCGAAAAUUUUCACUGAAGACUGUUUUGAUGAUUGCAAAGCAACUAUUGCAUCGGAUUGAAUACGUUCAUAGUCGACACUUAAUUUAUAGAGAUGUGAAACCAGAAAAUUUUCUUAUUGGACGGACAUCGACGCGACGGGAAAAAAUUAUCCACAUUAUUGAUUUCGGAUUGGCCAAAGAAUAUAUUGAUUUAGAUACAAAUAAGCAUAUACCAUAUCGGGAACACAAAUCAUUAACGGGAACAGCACGAUAUAUGUCGAUAAAUACACACAUGGGCAGAGAACAGUCGAGGCGAGACGAUUUAGAAGCACUAGGACACAUGUUUAUGUACUUUCUCCGAGGUUCGCUGCCAUGGCAAGGUUUAAAGGCUGAUACGCUUAAGGAAAGAUAUCAAAAAAUUGGUGAUACAAAACGUGCCACACCGAUAGAGGUACUAUGCGAAAACCAUCCUGAGGAAUUUUCAACCUAUUUACGUUACGUUCGUCGAUUAGACUUCUUUGAAACGCCAGACUACGAUUACUUGCGUCGUUUAUUUCAAGAUUUGUUCGAUCGAAAGGGAUACGUGGACGAUGGCGAGUUCGAUUGGACAGGAAAGACUUUGUCUACUCCAGUUGGUUCCAUACAGACAGGACAUGAGGUGGUCGUGUCACCAAACCGUGAUCGUCAUGCUAACGCUAAGGUUGUGAGCUCAACAAACGGCGAAUUGAACGCUGACGAUCCGACCGCUGGCCACUCAAAUACUCCAAUUACUCAGCAACAAGAGGUCGAAUUAGUCGAUGAAACGAAAUGCUGUUGUUUCUUUAAGCGAAAGAAGAAGAAGUCGUCACGACAAAAAUGACUAGAAGCAGUGCAAUGUAGUCCCGAACGUGAAGCAGUCACUUUGCUUCGUGCCACGUCACAUUCGAAUUCCCGGGAUAGUGUUUUAAAUCCAAGCCAGGACUAUAUCCAAGCAUCGUCGCAACACACUUUGCGUUAUCCAUCCGCGUCGUUGCUGACGCCCACACCAACCAAUACACCGACACUUCCUUUGUAAUAAAAUAUUUAGGAUUUUUUUUUGAAAGUUUCAUUUUUAAAUUUAAAUUUUUUUUUCUUAUUUAGAAUUUUAGUUUUUACAGUGGAGAAUGUUUUGAAUGUUAAAGCAAUUUUUCUGUUUAUUUUGCGUUGUGACGAGAAAAUUUUGUUUCGUUUUUCCUUCUGAACCAAGAGCGAUAAAUUAUGAUUUUUUGUGUGUGUGUGACCGUUCGUCCGUUGUUGAACUGUAUUACACUUCCUAGGAAAAUGUUUUCUUCUUUUUUCGUAAUAAUUAUUGUUUUGUUGGACACAUUAAAGAGAAGAAAAGAAAGUGCGGAAAUUUAUGUGCAUAAAAACACCGAUGGUGGAUUUAGGGAUAUUUAUGUUACCGAUACGGGAUUGUUGUAAUUUGUUUCCCGGAUAAAAACGCAAACUUCCAAAAUUUUUCGUUUGUUUUUUUCCAAUGCCAAAUUGAAGAUUUUCGAGUGAAAAUAGCAGAUUACGUCGAAUGUUGCGAAAGUAAUUCAUUACAAGUGACAAUUGGGUUCAAAAGUCGUUCUAUUUCAUCUGUCACAGUGAUGUUUUAAACGUCAAACAUUAAUAAAUAUGCAAAGCCGCCGCCACAAAAUCGCUGAUUUGUCGUUAAUUCUAUUUUACUGAUAGAUUUUAGGAAAAAUAAACGAUCUUGUGACAAAGUCGCAUAUUUUAUUCCAUCUGUCAAAGUGACGUGUUAAACGUCAAACGAAAAAAUUACGAAUUAGUCAUUUUGUUAGUAAUAUAGAAUUAAAGACAAAUCAACGACUUUGCGGCGACGGCUUCGUAUUUUUAUUUAUGUUUGAACUUAAGAACGUCAGGUUGACGGAUGGAAUAGACCCACUUUUGAACCCAACUGUCAUUUGUAAUAAAUCAAUUUCACAUCAUCCAGUCUGGUUAAUUGCCUGUUUCAUGCGAGCAAAAGAUUUGAUUAUCACAGCGGAAUUCACGUAAAAUUAAUCAAUAAUUUUCCUUCAUGUCAUGGAUCACUUUCGCAGAGGACACACUGCUUUGUAAUGGUCAACUUUCGCAUGGAGAUUGCAAUAAAAACUUUUAUUUUUGUUCGUUUCUGUUGCCUAAAUUGAAGACUUUUUCGAUUUAAUUUUUUUGAUUAUAAAUUUUCGUUAAAUUUUCGUUCAGUUUUUUCGGUGUUUUUAACGAAUCGUUAGACUUUAUUAGUUUUGCCAAAUCAUUUUUAUAAGAAUUAUUUUGUUAAUGUUGGCUGCUGGAUAUGAGUCACCAGUGUAUGAGGAAACAACUGUUCCCGAUUUAUUGAUGAGAUUUUCUCUUCGUCCUAAAAUUAGAAAGCAGCCCGGCUCUGCCUAUACAAUCGCCAAACAUGCGAUGGAAUUCAUUGCGUGCGAUGUAUAAUUCUUUGUGGAUUUACUAGCCGGGAAUCUAAAAACCUAAAUUCGAAUUCGAAGCCACCGAGUCGGGAAGAAUAUUUUUGGGUGGCACAUUUAGCGUCUUCAGAAGAUUUCAAAUGUUUACCCGACGGUUGCAAGUCACAUUUAAAUCCAAAAUUCUGUCACCGAAGACAAUCAUUAUAGGUUCACUAUGUCGCGACGAAUGUUAGUCAAAAUUUUCGAUGAUCCUCUUUAUUAGGUUGCGCGGGAGAACCUUGAAGGAAUAUAAAAUUCGUCGAGAUGUUCUUCUGCAGAUUAUUAAAACUUUACAUUACUCGUUUCGAUAAAUGAAUUAUUUCGGCUAAUCCGAACGCACCAUACGGUAAGCGCACCAAUAAUCGGACUAGAAUGAGUCGUCGUACAUCUAUUGUUCGCUCAUUCAUAAGUAUGAUUUUAUUAUUGAAAGAACAAAAGGUGCUUGUGGACUCAUUCUUGUCGGAGGAUUGGUACGCUUACCCUAUACUGUGUUAUGUGAUCCUCGUCUUUGGAUCGAGUUGGAUCUGCUUUUAAGAUAUUCUAUUUAGUGUGAUUGUUGAAAGUUAGAUCGAUCGUUAAAAGACUUCCUAAUCCUACAGCUAUAUAUCCAGCAGUUCAAUUAAUUAACAUCGGGAUGAAUGAACCAAAUCGAUUAAUUUUUUGGAUUUCUUUCCAAAAAUUAUUUAUUUAGUCCUAAGGUCUCCGAGGAAUUUGGGUUCGAAUUUCCCUUAAUAAAAUUGAGUUUUUUUUUUGUUGUUAUCCAAUGAUACAAAGGAUAGAGCGGCACAAGAGGUCUGCUUCAAUCCAAUGACUAAAAUAAUAAAUGUGGCUUGUUGAAUGGUAAAAAAUUCAAUUAAAUUUCAACUGAAGAAAUAAAGUAAAAUUAAGUGAAAAAGAGGAGGAAAAUAGAAGAAAACAAAAGAAAAAUUCAA
Bradysia coprophila is the source of this 4946-nucleotide messenger RNA. RefSeq names its product casein kinase I gish (gene gish). The record is from RefSeq and is a predicted model, not a curated record. Gene Ontology annotation, molecular function: ATP binding; protein serine/threonine kinase activity. Gene Ontology annotation, biological process: protein phosphorylation. Lineage: Eukaryota; Metazoa; Arthropoda; Insecta; Diptera; Sciaridae.